Messenger RNA from Eutrema salsugineum, 2163 nucleotides. RefSeq names its product pentatricopeptide repeat-containing protein At1g06270. NCBI's taxonomy places the organism in Eukaryota, Viridiplantae, Streptophyta, Magnoliopsida, Brassicales, Brassicaceae. The coding region runs from base 310 to 1365 and encodes 351 amino acids. The record is from RefSeq and is a predicted model, not a curated record. Gene Ontology annotation, molecular function: protein binding. The transcript has 3 exons.
UCAUCUUUCUUUCUCCAAACCAUCUUUCUGCUACACAUCAAAUCUGUGGAGGACGUAUUGGAUUUUUUUCAGAUUAAUAUGUCGUUACUUGUUACUCAGUUUGAUCCGAUUUUCUAAUUGUCAAGCCAAUGUCUGUCACUCGAACUCUCCACAUCUUGCCGUCCAGUGGUUCGAUGAUAUUCCCCUGUGAAGGAAAAUCUCGUUUUUCGUCGCUCUCUCUGCAGUUACCUGAACAAUCUUCCUGGGCUUAGCUUGGACUUGUCUAAAAAGCAUUCAGGUUUGCGAGGCAUUUCCCAGAUGUCAAGUUGAAUGAUUUUACAGUCAUUGAGAUCAAUGGCAUUUCGAUUGACACGUUUGCGAAAACCUCUUGCUUAUUCUCGGUCCUUUGAUACCUGCGUUCCAUUUUUCCGGUCAAUCUCUUCCUUUGAAGCGGUUGAAAAGGCUAUAAAAUGUGCUGUCGAAACAAAGGAGUAUCUUCAAAUCCCUCAUCUUGUUGUUUCGCUCAAACAACCCUACCAAAACUCAAAGUUAUUCUCUUUUCUCUCUGCUUUCCAACAUCAUCAUAGAAUCCGAGUCAUUGACGAAAUCCUCCAAAGUUUUGUGCCCGUGAGGCCUCGUUCCCUGCCUAAGAUUGUCUACUCCAGCCUUCUUACUUACUGUCUUCAGAGUUCCGAUCCACUUCCUUUGUCAUUCGCGAUUCUUCAACGCACUCUUCGUUCUGGCUGUCUUCCUAAUCCUCAGACUCACCUCCUUCUGUCUAAUGCUUGGCUUGAACGGCGACGAGGAACCCAGUCUGUUGCAGAUAUUCUUAGUGAGAUGAAAUUGAUCGGAUAUAGUCCUGAUACUGGAACCUGCAACUAUUUAGUGUCAUCACUCUGUGCGGUUGAUAAGUUGGAUGAGGCGGUUAGAGUUGUGGAGGAAAUGGGUGAGGCUGGUUGUAUUCCUGAUUUGGAAAGUUACGGGGCGGUGAUUAAUUCAAUGUGUUUGGCUAGAAAGACUAGCGAUGUCGUGAAGACUGUCAAAGAGAUGGUGAGCAAAGCUGGAAUUUCUCCACGGAAAGGGAUGCUGACAAAAGUAGCAGCAGCUUUAAGAGCAAACAGGGAAAUUUGGAAAGCCAUUGAGAUGAUCGAGUUUGUAGAAAGUAGAGAUUACCCUGUGGAAUUUGAGAGUUAUGAGGUACUAGUCGAGGGUUGCCUAGAGGUUAGGGAAUACAUUUUGGCAGGGAAGAUGGUGAUGAGAAUGACUGAUAGAGGGUUUAUACCAUAUAUCAAGGUUAGGCAAAAAGUAGUCGAGCGUCUGAUUAGCAUCGGUGAAUGGAAGCUUGCUUGUACUGUUAGACAAAGGCUCUCUGAACUGAGGUCUUAGGUAUUUCCUGUAGUCAUCAGAUUGGUUUUAAGAUUUUGUAAGAAUAGAUACCGUUACGAUACUGGAAUGUAAUUCAUACCCCCGAAUUUGGGAAAUUUUGUUGUUUCUUGUUAAACAGAUUUUGUUUUAUAACUGUGAUCCGUUUGUCUCCAUAUCUUGUGCGCUCCACCUGCAAGCUCCUGAAAGCUUUUGUGGAGUUUUUGUAGUGUCAAGUGAGCAUAUAGUAGUGUGGAAAGAUGAUGGCAUCACCAUAUAUAGGGAGAUCAUUGGAAACUGAGGACGAUUUUAUCUGGAGGACUUAUGUGAGAUCGUAAGAAUUAGCUUAUAUUUUUAUCUUGUGAGAUUUCUCUUUGUCCUUGAGAGCCUUGUGUCUGUUCAGUAUCACUAGGCUCGAUGCCAAACGUACUGUUAUAAGAAGCAGGUUAUCAAACGGGAUGCGUUAAGGAGAAAGCAUCUCAAUGGUUCAAGCGAAUCUUGUGUGCUUAAAUGGGCAGAUUGUCAUACAGAGAGAGUUGUCAUAUUAGUUUUCUGUUUUCGGAAAGGAAAAGGCUCUAAAGCUUCCGGAGAUUCGUGGACUCACUGUGUGGGAUAGCUAGCCAGCAUAGCAAUACCACAUUUACCCGUCUCUUGGCUAUAACCACGUUCCAUCCGUAUGUAGCCUUCUUCACCCCAACCAGUUCCCCAUGAAUUCUUUACGAUCCAGUAUUGUUGACCGCCUUCUUCUCCGUAUCCAACAACAGUCACUGCAUGGUUGAGAUUUGAUCCACAGUAACCUGUGAAAACACCAGAAGAGUAGAG